Molecule: messenger RNA, 1002 nt
Organism: Alternaria incomplexa
Lineage: Eukaryota; Fungi; Ascomycota; Dothideomycetes; Pleosporales; Pleosporaceae
Exons: 3
Coding region: 1-1002 (333 amino acids)
Molecular function (GO): oxidoreductase activity, acting on paired donors, with incorporation or reduction of molecular oxygen; heme binding; monooxygenase activity
Source: RefSeq, a predicted model, not a curated record
AUGCACUAUCGAACCACUGCCAGUAUACUUACGAAUCAUGCGGUAUCAAGGAAACCGAUCGACGUCAGCAGUACCUUCUUAGACCUGUUCUUUGAUGUCAUAUCGGACUUGACAUUUGGCCAGUCUUUCAACACGCAGACCACGAAGCAGCGAAGUCCGAUCGUGGUAGAGUUUCUCAGCAAACAAAAAGCACUUGGCUUCGCUUUGCUGAACAUGCCUCUGCUCCACCUCGCUAAGAACAUGCGCAUAUCCGUGAAGAAGCAGAAGUCCUGGGAAGGUUGGUAUGAUGAAGCAUUGAAUGCCCGCAGUAAGAAGAUUGUUUCGACGUCGGACAUAUACACAUACCUGUCGCAAUCCAACGCCUUCAGCGGCAACGCUCUCAGAGAGGCCAAAUUAGCUAUCGUUGCUGGCGCUGAUACAAACGCCAUCACAAUGUCUAACAUUUGCUAUCUGCUAUGCCGUCAUCCCGAGUACCAGGCAAAGCUCCACGAUGAGUUGUCCGGCUUACAUUCUCUUUUCCCCGACGACUAUGAUCUGAUGUACAAGCCUUACUUGAAUGGUAUCAUCAACGAAGCAUUGAGAUUGCAUCCGCCUGUCCCCUUCGGUCUUCAGCGUGUGACACCCGCAGAAGGCGCAGUCAUCGCCGGCCGACACAUACCGGGCCACAUGAAUGUCACAACGCCGACGUACGCGCUACAUCGAGAUUCCCGCGCGUUCGUUCAACCGAAUGAGUUCAUACCCGAACGCUGGUUCUCCCGCCCCGACCUCAUCCUUCGCAAAGACGCAUUUGUGCCAUUUGGCUCCGGCACGUACAAUUGUGCGGGCAAGCCUCUGGCUAUGUUACAGUUACGCAUGGUCCUUGCCAUGAUCUCCCGACGGUUCACUAUGGCAUUUGCUCCUGGCCAGGAAGCUCUAUGCCAGUACUUCAUCGAUCAUCAAGCCGACUGCUUCACGCUCCACCUUGAGCCCCUUCCUUUGCUUUUCGAACGAAGAGGCGUGUGA